This is a messenger RNA of Stegastes partitus (bicolor damselfish), 1717 nucleotides long. It is a transcript of the gene aifm5, whose product is annotated as apoptosis inducing factor mitochondria associated 5. Gene Ontology annotation, cellular component: cytoplasm. NCBI's taxonomy places the organism in Eukaryota, Metazoa, Chordata, Actinopteri, Pomacentridae. Gene Ontology annotation, molecular function: 2 iron, 2 sulfur cluster binding; oxidoreductase activity, acting on NAD(P)H. The record is from RefSeq and is a predicted model, not a curated record. The coding region runs from base 1 to 1644 and encodes 547 amino acids. The transcript is spliced from 19 exons.
AUGUCGAGGACCAAAGCACCCCGCGAUGAGUUUCCAGACUCUGAUCCAGAGGACUCAUCAGAGGAGCUGACAGAGGAGGUGUGUGUGGAGUCAGACCUGCAGGAUGGACAGAUGAUGGAGGUUGAAGUGGGACGUCACACUGUGCUGUUGGCACGCACUGAUGGCAAAUACAGUGCUAUUGGUAACCAGUGUACACACUACGGAGCUCCGCUGAGCAAAGGGGUCAUUUCAGGCCACAGAGUGCGCUGUCCGUGGCACGGCUCCUGUUUUAACGUCCAAACAGGAGACAUGGAGGAAUUUCCGGGCAUAGACAGUUUACCUUGUCACAAGGUCAAUAUUCAAAACAGCAAAGUGUAUGUGUCUGUUAAUAAAAAGUCUCUCAGGCAACAAAAGAGAAUAAAGAGUAUGGGAACAUCAGUACCAGGAGUCACUCACACGAUUCUGCUGCUGGGAGGAGGAGCUGCCUCAUUGAUGUGCGCUGAGAUUCUGCGGCAGCAAAACUUUGGUGGCAGAAUCAUCAUGGUGACCAGGGACGACCUUUUACCUUACGACAAAACCCGUCUGAGCAAGGUAAUGAAUGUGGAGAGUGAAACUAUCCUGCUGAGGAGGAGGGAGUUUUUCCAUCAGUAUGACAUUGAGGUGUGGCUCAAGAAAGAAGCACUUUCGGUGGACACUGACAGGAAGACAGUCACAUUUAAUGAUGGUUCUACCCAGAGCUAUGACCAGCUCCUCGUCUCAACAGGAUGCAGAGCAAAGGGUCUGGAUGUGCCUGGUAUGAAGUUGGACAAUGUCAUGAUGCUGGAGACGCCAGAGGAUGCCCGGCACAUCCACGCAGCCUGUCUGGGCAGCAACGUUGUCCUCGUGGGAACCUCUUUUGUUGGUAUGGAAGUUGCAUCUUAUUUGAUUGACAAAGCCUCCAGAAUCACAGUGAUUGGCAGCAGUGAGCUGCCGUACCAGAACACGCUGGGCCGUGAAAUUGGCAGAGUUACCUUGAUGAUGCUGUCAGAGAAAGACGUGAAAUUCUACAUGAAUGAUAGUGUGAUAGAGGUCAAAGGUGUGAAUGGAAAGGUGAAGGAGGUUGUGCUUAAAAGUGGAACAGUAAUCCCAACUGAUGUUCUGAUUGUUGGUAUUGGCAGCAUCCCAAACUCAGAGUUCCUACAAGGCAGCAAAAUACAGAUGAACGCAAAAAACUUUGUUAUAGUCGACAAGGGCAUGCGCACCAACGUCCCUGACGUGUACAGUGGAGGUGACCUGGUGACCUUCCCACUGGCGAUGGCCAAUAACCAGCUGGUGAACAUUGGACACUGGCAGAUGGCACAAGCACACGGGAGAGUAGUAGCUUUGAACAUGCUGAAAAAACCAAGUGAACUCACCUCAGUUCCUUUCUACUGGACCGUCCUACUGGGUAAAACCAUCCGAUAUACAGGCUAUGGGGAGGGAUACACUGAUAUUGUAAUUAAAGGAAGCUUUGAGGAGAGGAAGUUCCUGGCAUUGUACAUCAAGAAUGAUGGGGUCAUAGCAGCAGCAGGCCUAAACUACGAUCCAGUUGUGUCUGCAGUAGCUGAGAGGCUAGCAGCAGGAAAAGUCAUCACAAAGAAAGAGGCUGAAUCAGAUGACCUGAGCUGGCUGCAGUCGUUGUCCUGAUCUACACUUUCUUCCACUUACACAUCAUCUGUACAGUGUUCACAUGCAGCCAGGGAGUCCUCCUUCUGUCUGG